AUGAAAGUUCAACCAUUCUCCCAAUUUCUUGCUCAACAAGGUAAAAUCUACUGGCCAUUUUUAGUUGGUGCAGGUGCUUGGGCUCUCAUCAUUACUAAAGUUCAUAUGGGUAUUACUGAGGAAAACAAAGCCAACUCAUACUAUUGGAAAAAAGUUCAAGCUAUCAGAAACCCAGGUUCCCACUCACAUGGUCAUGGUCACCACUAA
Dictyostelium discoideum AX4 is the source of this 207-nucleotide messenger RNA. Its product is annotated as transmembrane protein. The coding region runs from base 1 to 207 and encodes 68 amino acids. Lineage: Eukaryota; Evosea; Eumycetozoa; Dictyosteliales; Dictyosteliaceae. The transcript has 2 exons. The record is from RefSeq and is a predicted model, not a curated record.